Molecule: messenger RNA, 1424 nt
Organism: Macadamia integrifolia
Lineage: Eukaryota; Viridiplantae; Streptophyta; Magnoliopsida; Proteales; Proteaceae
Exons: 1
Coding region: 514-1191 (225 amino acids)
Source: RefSeq, a predicted model, not a curated record
AUUAUAGGUUUCUAACACCUGUGUAUCUGAGAAGAGAAGAAGAAAAGCAGAGGCUCUCCUUUAGAUUAAUUAUAAAUAUUUCUCUCUCAUGUUAUAGUUGUUCAGAUCAAAUAUCUUUUUUAGGUUUUUCUUUUCUUCUUUUUACGUUUUGAUAAUUAAUGUUUAUACCCUAACACUUGUAGUACUAGGUGAUUCAUGAGUGUAGGAAGGUUUUUCAGCGAGAUCAAGUUCCACGCUUUUCAAAUCUUGGUUAAAUUUUCUGUAUAGUUUUGUUUCCCUUCAUUCUCACGUAGUUAGCUUCAAAAAUUUUUCAGGAUCGUGAAAUUUCAGGCUCUUGAUCGUGUUAUUUGAGAUCAUCGCCUGUUUUCCUUUUUAAAAAAAUUUCAUUUUUGUGUAUGUCCACUUGUAGUUUGUAUUUUGCAGUUGAAAGUUUCAUUCCUCAAAAUCUCUGGUUUUCAAGUUCUUAAUCUGUGAUCGGCAUCAGAUCUUAACUUCCAAAGUUUCCAAUCGAAUAUGGAGACCGUUGCCUUGCCUUAUUCUCCAGAUCAGACCAUUUCCCCUUACAAACAAAUCCGGAAAACCCCCAAGAGAAACAACAUACGUACCACCACCGUUCCCCGUCCUGAAAAUUUCUCACCUGCAAAUCUAGUCAUGAAUCUCCAAGGUGGAGUCUUUUUGAGAUCUCCGUCGCUUUCUCGUUCUUUCUCGAAUGCACAACCACAGCCACCUCUCCUUCCACUCCCCAUCAACAACAAACCUUGUUCACCAAACAGAGGCCUUUCGUGCCCUUCGACUAACAGGAAGAGCAACAGGAACAGAGACCAAGAUCUGACACUAAAGAAACCGAAGUCUUCUUCAGGAAGUCCUCCUCCAAAGAAGCAGAAUUCAAGGUCGGUACCGACGGAAUGUUUAGUGAUCACGUCAACCGAACGAUUGGGACCAGAGCCCAGUGAUCUUCCGGAGGAAAUCAUGAGGGUUAUGAAACCAUCAGUGGCUUCUGAGAACGACAAUAACAAGAAGAAGAAUGAAGAUGAGAAGUUUUCAGGAUCAGUUUUCUAUCUGUCUCCUCCUCCCAGUAGCUUGCCUUUACCCAAGUUCUCCCUUAGGCCUAAGCUCAGCUGCAAUGCCGAAGCCGAAGGGAUUGAUGCUGGGGCGACUGACAAUCUCCGGCGACUUUUGCGAUUGCAGUGAAACAGUCCAGUUGAGUUAGUUUAGGUUGUUCUUUAAUUUACGUGAUGGAUGAUGAUGAUAGGGGCUUUCGUGUAAAUAAAUCGAAAGUGAAGGUUGCAAGGAUAAAAUGUGUAACCUUGUUUUUUAGAAGAGGUGCACAGAUGCAAGUUAGGGUUUGUGGUCUUUUGCCAGGAGUUGUUGCAGUUUGUUGUUGAAUACAGAAGUUGUGUAAUAAAAAUGCUUAAAUUUUUAAA